Mustela lutreola (European mink) is the source of this 3154-nucleotide messenger RNA. It is a transcript of the gene TXK, whose product is annotated as TXK tyrosine kinase. The record is from RefSeq and is a predicted model, not a curated record. Gene Ontology annotation, molecular function: protein binding; ATP binding; non-membrane spanning protein tyrosine kinase activity. The coding region runs from base 367 to 1950 and encodes 527 amino acids. Lineage: Eukaryota; Metazoa; Chordata; Mammalia; Carnivora; Mustelidae. The transcript has 14 exons. Gene Ontology annotation, biological process: peptidyl-tyrosine autophosphorylation; adaptive immune response; integrin-mediated signaling pathway.
GAUUUCCUAGGAGAACAUUGCUUUUGGAAUCCUAUUCUUUUAUGCAUUUAUUAGCUGACAUUAGCCCCAAUCAAGGUAAAGUAGAAUACAGUGGUCAUUGUCAUUCACAGACCGAGGAAAUGCAUAAACCAGACCUGGGGAGAAGAGCCUGAGACGGGAAACCACACUGGUCAGGGUGCCAGUAACUUCUUUUUGCUUUUGAGACAGUUUCUCACCUGCCACCAGUAAAGGGGGGCAGAGUCAAGACCUAGCAUAUGUUUCAUCAUUCCUAUCGCUCCCUGGGAAUUUCCUUCCGGAAAUUUCCUCCUUUGGACUAGCACCACUGACCUCAUCUAGCGAAUAUCAUGGACUUACGGCUCUCCCACAAUGAUCUGCUUUUCAGAUAAUACCAUCCAGUCGAUUUUCUGUUGCUGUUGCUGCUGUUCCUUGCAGAAGCGACAAGUCAGAACACAAAUAAGCCUGAGCAAGGAUGAAGAAUUUCCAGAAAAAUAUACACGGCAUCGCAGGCCAUGGUUCAGGGAAUUGCCAAGCAAGAAGCGAUCCAACAGAGACCACGGGCAACCAUCGAAACGUAAGCCACUGCCUCCCCUCCCCCCAUCCGAGGUUCCCGAAGAGAAGAUCCAAGUAAAGGCACUGUAUGAUUUCCUGCCCAGAGAGCCCUGUGAUUUAGCAUUGAAGAGAUCAGAGGAAUACCUCAUACUGGAGAAGUAUAACCCUCACUGGUGGAAGGCAAGAGACCGUUUAGGGAACGAAGGCUUAAUCCCAAGCAACUAUGUGACUGAAAACAAACGAAGCAAUCUGGAAAUAUAUGAGUGGUAUCAUAAAAACAUUACCAGAAAUCAGGCAGAACGUAUUUUGAGACAAGAGUCAAAAGAAGGUGCAUUUAUCGUCAGAGAUUCCAGACAUUUGGGAUCCUACACAAUUUCUGUGUUUAUAAAAGCCAGAAGGAAUAUGGAGGCUACCAUCAAACAUUACCAGAUUAAAAAGAAUGACUCAGGACAGUGGUACGUGGCUGAGAGACACCUCUUUCAAUCAAUCCCUGACUUGAUCUGGUAUCACCAGCACAAUGCGGCGGGUCUCAUGACCCGUCUCCGCUACCCAGUUGGACUGAUGGGCAGCUGUUUGCCAACCACAGCUGGCUUUAGCUAUGAAAAAUGGGAGAUCGAUCCUGCUGAGCUCGCUUUUGUAAAGGAGAUUGGAAGCGGUCAGUUUGGGGUGGUCCAUUUAGGUGAAUGGCGGGCGCACAUCCGGGUGGCUAUCAAGGCCAUCAGUGAAGGCUCCAUGUCGGAAGAGGACUUCAUCGAGGAGGCUAAAGUGAUGAUGAAAUUAUCUCAUCCCAGGCUGGUCCAGCUCUAUGGAGUGUGCAUACAGCAGAAGCCGCUGUACAUAGUGACCGAGUUUAUGGAGAACGGCUGCCUGCUGAAAUAUGUCAGGGACAGAAGGGGAGCGCUUACCAAGGAGAUGCUGCUGAGCAUGUGCCAGGAUGUCUGUGAAGGGAUGGAGUAUCUGGAGAGGAACUGCUUCAUCCACAGGGACUUAGCAGCAAGGAAUUGUCUGGUCAGUGCUGCAAGUAUAGUAAAAAUAUCAGACUUCGGAAUGACGAGGUACGUUUUGGAUGAUGAAUAUAUCAGUUCUUCUGGAGCCAAGUUCCCCAUCAAGUGGUCCCCUCCUGAAGUUUUCCAUUUCAACAAGUACAGCAGCAAAUCUGAUGUCUGGUCAUUUGGAGUUUUGAUGUGGGAAGUGUUCACAGAAGGAAAAAUGCCGUUUGAGAAUAAGUCAAAUUUGCAAGUCGUGGAAGCCAUUUCUCAAGGCUUCCGCCUGUACCGUCCUCAACUGGCUCCAAUGUGCGUCUAUGAAGUCAUGUACAGCUGUUGGCACGAGAAAGCUAAAGGCCGCCCUACAUUUGCUGAGUUGCUGCAGGUUCUCGCAGAGAUUGCGGAAACCUGGUGACCUGAACGGAAUGGCAACCCAGAGGAUCAUCUUGCAAAAUUACCACAAAAGGAAAUCCUGUGUGGGGUCACUGAUGAUGAACACCUUCCUUUAGAGUUGCUGACUCUUGAAAACAGUGCAGAGAUCACCGGCUUUUCAAACUUUAAAAUUUAAGAAUAUCCUGGCAGUCAUUUUUCCACACGGAUGUUGGAGAGGGACUUCCAAACUCUCCCUUUUUUUUUUUCCUGUCCUAUUUGUUUCCCAAAUGUGAAGAAAGGAAAAAAUUCUCCAUAACAUUCUUCUUAGUGGUUGCUUCUCAUGAAAGUAGCCCUGAGAACCACUUAACGGUAGAUGAAAACCUGACCCGUUACAGGGCUGAGAAAAUUUCUUUUCGGAAGAGGAGUGACAUUCCUUACCUCAGUGGCUUGCUAAAAUGAAGACAUUCUGCUAACUCAUGGAUUAAAGGAGCCUUCUCUGCAGAAUUUAAUGCUUCUGAGCUAUACAGAUCUUUGUGGAAAAUGCCUUUUUAUAAGCCACAUGAAUGUGAACAUUCUUAAACUCUUGUAUAAUCUUCCUUAUGUUAUUUAACAAAUUGGUUUUGCACAUAUAUGAUAAUUUUGGAGACAGUUUCUUGUAUUCCAGUUUUUUUUUUUUUUUAAAUAAUAUAGGCAUGGAGCCCAAUGUGGGGCUUGAACUCACAACCCCGAGAUCAAGUUUGGACCUGAGCUGAAAUCAAGAGUGUGACACUUAAUCAACUGAGCCACCCAGGUGCGCCACGGUGUUCCAGUUUUAAACACUGUGAAGACAAAGUUCUUUGAACAGGACCUGGUGACUUUCCUGUUUCCAGCAAUACCCAUUGUCAGGGUUAGUUCAGAACCUGAAUUCCAAUGCUAAAAUUUCAUACUUUGUGUGAAAUUGAAUGGUUUUAAAGACUUUUUUUUUUUAAAUGUGCAAUGUAUAUGUUUUAUUUUAUUUUCCUCAUAGUGUAAAAGAAUGCUUAUUACACAGUUAGGUAAAGAAAAGUUAUAUAUUUUGAAGAUUUCAUGUCUUUUUUAAGUUAAAGUCUUAAAAAUUUUUUUUGAGUUUAGUUGACAUACAGUGUGAUAUUAAUUUCAGGUGUGCAACAUAGUAAUCCAACAUCUUUGUGUGUUCUGCUGUACUCACAAGGGUAGCUACCAUCUGUCACCAUAUAAUGCUAUUACAAUAUCAUUGACUAUAUUCUCUA